Molecule: messenger RNA, 483 nt
Organism: Trichoderma virens Gv29-8
Lineage: Eukaryota; Fungi; Ascomycota; Sordariomycetes; Hypocreales; Hypocreaceae
Exons: 3
Coding region: 1-483 (160 amino acids)
Biological process (GO): regulation of DNA-templated transcription
Molecular function (GO): DNA-binding transcription factor activity, RNA polymerase II-specific; zinc ion binding
Source: RefSeq, a predicted model, not a curated record
AUGGUCCGAGGCGUUCUCGGAACCGAGUCUGCGCGCAGACGUCAAUUCUCCAGCUGUGACUACUGUCGCAAAUCGCGUAUCGCAUGUGAUGCUUCACAAUUACAACAGAACCAGCAAACCACUUCCGGUAGUCCCGACGCUAGAUCAUCCCGUGUUCAGUGUACAAACUGUUCAAAGCGAGCUCUGCCCUGCACCUAUGAUUGGAUUCGGAACCGCGGGAAUAAAACUGUAGCUGCGUCAAGGGAUGUCAACCGGCCAAGAACUCGUCAGUUCUCUCGUCGCUCGAUAUCAGUUCAUUCCCCAACGGCAGUGGCCAAUGGCUCGGAGCCUUCUGAAGAGAUACAACAUCACGAAACAGGGCUGACUGUAACGGCAGAGGAUGAUGGCCAUACUCAGCCCAUACCCAGCUCUGAAUUAUCCCAGAGAACCGAGGCCAAGGAACUGCAUAACCAGCUAUGGACGGUUUUCACUCUCAUAUUCUAG